GAAAUUUCUUCCUCUCAUCACUGACAGUUUCCUCCUCUAUCAGCAGCAGCAGCCGGCCGUGGAGUUACGAGCUUUAUCCAGCAGCACGAGAGGGUAAAAUGAGGGCCUGUGGUUCAGCAGUGAGCUUCUCUGUUGUUCUGAUAGCAGGUUUGAUGAUCAGUAGGACAUGUGGGGCUGAAACUGUGAACCCGAAAUCCACACCAUCGCCAUCUUCAACUGCAUCAUUUACAACACCACUAAAACCAGCUUCUCCUGACAACUCAUCUACAGUAACUUCUUCACCGAAGAGAAAUGAAUCUGAAACCAACUCCACAACUGCGGCCUCCAAACCAACAUCUGCUUCCUCCUCCUCAAACACCUCAACUACAACGCUAGCACCUACAACGGCCAGUGCCAUCCCCAAGACUAGUUCACAGACAACCGGAAGUACCACCUUAAACGCAUCAACCAAUGGCUCCACAGCAACAACACAAUCAAACACGACAACUGCUGUAACAUCUGUAAAUCAAACCACAUCAAACUAUUCAUCUCCACAGACUGGAAAUAUGACAACAGCAGGACCUGCAGCAGUGAACUCCACAACAUCUUUCUCUAAUUUAACUACAAACAACACAGGUUCCAUUACUGAAAGCCCUAAAAUCUCAACUACAACUCAGCCCUCCACUUCAGCCGUUAAACAGACAACAGCCAAGCUGGUUACAAAAGCGAAGAAGGUUUUAUUGACUACAACAUCACAGCACAACAAAUCAAUACAUCACACUGAAGGAGAUCUUCCUGAAGCUCUGAGUUCAGCGAGUGUCGCAGCCAUAGUCAUCGGGUUCAUCCUCUUUGUGAUCAUUAUAUUUGGAGGAGCUUAUUAUUUCAAAAUGAGGCGACCUUCUUACGGCCGUCUGAUGGACGACACUGAGUACGGAUCUGUGGGAAACAUCCUCAACCCCAUGUUUGAAGGCUAAGUGAAGGAGUGAAGAACUUUCAGCUGCUCCAGUAUUUCAGAUGUCAGUAGGCCUGUCACGAUAACCUCAUUUGUUUUAAUGAUGUAUUGUCCCAGAAAUUAUAGCAAUAAAAAAUAUUAUUCUAAUGUAAAUGUCACUGAUAGAAUGAUAAUAUAAUAGCAUAAUAAUGCAGUUACACAUUAAUUUUAGUAAUCAGUUUUUGAAGUAAUUACUGUGACAGGCCUUGUGACAGAAUUUUGACUGUUAUUUGCAGUUUUAUUGAAGACUCUGGUUAGAUUGGGAAGAUGCAGAGAGAAACCUCAUGAUCAGUGCUGUCUUCUGUUUUACCAGUGAAUGUGUAAUUGUCUGAUAUAGUCCCGAACCAGGGGGAAUGUGAAGUGUGAUUUUUUUUUUUUUAGAGUUAAUAUUUUCUUAAGGUUAAUAUGCUCUUAAGAUUGUUCAGGUUUUACAUAUUAGACAUUAAAAUGUAAAAAGUAAAUUCAUGUAUAUUUUUAUUAAAAUGUUCUUAAUGUCAUUUUAUUGUUACAUUUUCAUUUAUCAAAUCCAAUCAUUUGCAGUUUUAAAAGUAGUUACACUUUAAUAAUAAACAAGCUUAUUUGGGGUUGAAACAAAUGUUUACUUGCUGUGACUGAAAUAGAUAAAUAGAUUUUUAUGUAUGUUUCAGAGUACUGUUUAUUACACUGUCCGUUUUUAUGUGUUCGAAUCGUAGUGAAAUUCAGAUGUGAUUUUUUAUUUUAGAUGGUUUUGAUUUAUAAUAAACAGUGUAGCUCUCUACGUGAGCUGAAAUUAGACCAUAA
Molecule: messenger RNA, 1750 nt
Organism: Astyanax mexicanus (Mexican tetra)
Lineage: Eukaryota; Metazoa; Chordata; Actinopteri; Characiformes; Acestrorhamphidae
Gene: parm1
Product: prostate androgen-regulated mucin-like protein 1
Exons: 4
Coding region: 99-953 (284 amino acids)
Cellular component (GO): late endosome; early endosome; plasma membrane
Source: RefSeq, a predicted model, not a curated record